This is a messenger RNA of Exserohilum turcica Et28A, 1078 nucleotides long. RefSeq lists its product as uncharacterized. The record is from RefSeq and is a predicted model, not a curated record. Gene Ontology annotation, molecular function: protein binding. Bases 74 to 973 code for a protein of 299 amino acids. Lineage: Eukaryota; Fungi; Ascomycota; Dothideomycetes; Pleosporales; Pleosporaceae. The transcript has 2 exons.
AGACUUUGCGAUAACCUCUGCAUCACCUACGUCGAGCCAGACUUAGAGAACCCUACACCGCUGAAUACACAGCAUGGCGGAAUUCGCACCUCCACAGGGCCCUCCUCCGCCAAAGGUGCCCGAAGGCUGGAAAGCCGUCUGGAACACACAGUACAGCGAAUGGUUCUACGUAAACAUCUAUACGAAACAGUCACAAUGGGAAAAACCAACUGAGCCCGUUUAUCCUCCUGGCGAAGCACCCCCUCCUGGCCCCCCUCCAGGUGCCCCUCCUAACCAAGCUGCAUCUCCAGUCGGUGAAGCGGUAGGUGGUGUCCCUGCAGGCGGCAGCGAAAAGGGCGCUCUUGGCAGUAACAAUCCAUAUGCGAAUAUUGAUGAGGACGAGAAACUCGCAAGGAAACUUCAAGAAGAGGAAGAAUCGCGCGCCCGCGGAGCCUCGAAUGAUUAUUACAACCAGCCGGUCCAGAGCCAACCGCCACAGUACGGUGGCUAUGGCCAGCCAAGUCCAAGCCCGUUUCCACAGGCGCAGCAGCAGGAUAGUUAUGGCCAGGAAAGGGGAAGCAAGGGGAAGGGCUUCCUAGGCAAGAUUUUUGGAAAGUCCAAUGGCUCGUCACACUCGCCGUCCCCACAAGGCUACCAGCAACAGCAGUAUGGCUAUGGACAGCCAGCCUAUGGCCAGCAAGGCUACGGCCAACCUGUUGGAGGAUACUACGGUGGAGGUGGAGGCUAUGGGCGACCGAUGGGUGGCGGCAUGCCUAUGGGUGGGGGCAUGGGUGGCAGACGUCCCGGUGGAAGUGGUAUGGGCGGUAUGGCUCUUGGAGCCGGAGGUGGCCUGCUAGCUGGUGGUCUCAUAGGCUCAGCACUGGCAGGUGACCACGGCGAUACCUAUGUCGAGAACAAUUAUGGUGACGAUGGCGGUGACAUGGGUGGUGAUAUGGGUGGUGAUAUGGGCGGCGAUAUGGGCGGGGACUUCUAAGCCCUGUUACGAGGAUUCGGGUUCUCUCUUUCCUUUGUCCGCAUGUAGAUACCUAACCAACUUUACAUAUGAUUCUGUAGUAAUGUAUUUGCUCUCCUUGGAGAA